AUGGAUAAAUCGGACGUGCAGCAUGUGGAAGGCAUCGAGCCGGAUAUCUGUCACCCGGAGGCGUCAUGGGCCAAAUAUAUACCAGGGGGAUACUCGCCAUCGCGAUGCAUCAAAGUGCGCGGUAGCUCAAUGAUCAAUUCCAUCUUGGUUCUGGCCGGCAUCUCAAUCAUGUUCUUCGGAUACGACUCCUCGUGCAUGAGCCAGGUCGAUACAAACGAUGAUUAUCUGCGUUUGAUGGGGACCGAUUCCGGGUCAGCUCGUGAUUCGGCGGCUGUGGGAGGAUUGGUGAGUUUGUGGUUUGGAGGAUUUGGUAUUGGCGCAUUGUUAGUCGGGGCUCUGGCUGACAGAGUCGGCCGUCUGAAGUCUCUUCAAAUCGGUGCCAUAUGGGCUAUCUUGGGCUGCGCGCUGAUGACGUCUGCACAAAAUUUCACUUGGAUGGCAUUCGCCCGUGUUAUUUCGGGCAUUGGAUGUGGACAUUUAAAUACUAUAGUCCCUAUCUGGACUUCAGAACUGGCUGAUUCCAAGGCUCGUGGCGCCUUUGUCGCGGUCGAGUUUACGCUGGCCCUUACUGGUGGCACGAUUGUCUACUGGACAGAAUAUGCGUGUAUAAAGACACAAAGUCUUCCAUUUGCCUGGCGUUUUCCACUCGGCUUUCAGGUAGUAUUCCUACUCUUCAUCCUUUUCGCAACCCCAUUCUACCCGGAGUCUCCGCGUCACUUGAUUCGAACGGGUCGAGUGGAAGAAGCUCGAGAAAUUCUGCUCCGUGCCCGUAUUGACCCUGUCGAGAGCGAAAUCGAACGCGAAAUCACCGAAAUUGUCGCUGCCAUCCGUCUCGAGGCCCGCAAGCCAAGUCCAUCAUUCUGGAAACUCAUGACCACCUCAGACGAACUACAUACUCGCCGUCGUAUCUUCCUAGGCGCUGGUGUGCAGAUAAUGCAAAAGUUCACAGGCAUCGACUUCAUUUCUACAUACGCGCCUGAAAUGUUUGCACUUGCUGGGUAUACUGGAAACAAGCCUGCGAUAUUGGCAGGCUGCAAUUUCUUCGGAUACACAGCCAGUCUUGCAGUUUCCAUCUAUCUUGCCGACAGAGUCGGCCGAAGACGUCUAAUGCUCAUCGGAUCGUCGUCGAUGUUUGUGGUUCUGAUUGUCGGCGGGGUUCUGUCUCAUGAAGUCAUUUCUCUUGCCGACUCUAAUCCUUCAGUAGCCUCUGGCUGCGGUGCCGGUGUAACUACGGUGUUGUAUCUCUAUACAUUUAUUUAUGGAAGUACAUGGCUAACCACGUGCUGGGUAUAUCCCACCGAGAUCUUCCCUUUGGCGACUCGUGCGAAAGGAACUGCGCUGGCAACAGUUGCUUUCUCGCUCGCCGGCGGCAUUAUAAACGAGAUUGUACCCUACUUAAUUGACGCCGUGUCGUUCUGGGUCUUUAUCCUUUUUGCAUUGCUGAAUCUAGUCAUGCUAGUUCCUAUCUAUCUUUUCUAUAUCGAAACCGCUGGUCGGCAUCUCGAAGACUUGGAUUAUCUCUUCGCUAACGAUAGCCCGUUUGUAUGGAACGCGGAGCGCGAUUUUGCCGCCAUCAAGAGUGCAGAAGCGGCUGCUGACAGCAAAGCUGCUGUUGUGAUUUCUGACGAGGCCGAAAAAUCGGGAUAG
Talaromyces atroroseus is the source of this 1647-nucleotide messenger RNA. RefSeq lists its product as hypothetical. The coding region runs from base 1 to 1647 and encodes 548 amino acids. Gene Ontology annotation, biological process: carbohydrate transport; transmembrane transport. The record is from RefSeq and is a predicted model, not a curated record. NCBI's taxonomy places the organism in Eukaryota, Fungi, Ascomycota, Eurotiomycetes, Eurotiales, Trichocomaceae. The transcript has 6 exons. Gene Ontology annotation, cellular component: membrane. Gene Ontology annotation, molecular function: carbohydrate:proton symporter activity.